Molecule: messenger RNA, 1406 nt
Organism: Spinacia oleracea (spinach)
Lineage: Eukaryota; Viridiplantae; Streptophyta; Magnoliopsida; Caryophyllales; Amaranthaceae
Exons: 9
Coding region: 84-1049 (321 amino acids)
Source: RefSeq, a predicted model, not a curated record
CCCAAAUCAUGCAUCCUAAUUUCCAAUCUUAAACCCCAGCAAAGAAAUGUACAAAACCUCAACAAAAUUUAGACCCCCAGAAAAUGGCAGCAAUACUCUCACCUCCUUCUUCUUCAACUUGCAACUGUCAGUUCGUCAGCAGCCCCUCUUCCGUUUCCCGCCAAUUCAUCAACUGCCAACCUCAGUUCUUCCCUAAAGGUCUGAGGUUGCCAUUGUUCAAAAAACACAAAUUUGAAGCUGCAAUUAAGGCUGUGAAUGGAGCAAGGGCAUUCAAAACGACGUCGUGGGAUGAAAAACCCUCUGAAAUACUACCUGAUGGUAAAAAGGUUUACUUAGAUGAGCAAGAUAUUGUCACAUUUCUUGACCCUCCUAAAGAACUCAUUCCUUUGGACCCUUCUUCUUAUAAUCCUGCUUCAUAUCUCUGGAAGAAAAUUUCGGAAAUCCCGGAUGAAAGACGACAUCGAUUGCUAUACCUUCUGGAUCCUAGGCUUAUUUCGGCAGCUUGGGAGGUCGCUGGUGGGCGCUACAAUGAUGCAAAGUUAGCUAAGUUGAACUCUUCUAAUUUGGUGGCUGGUGAAAAUGAUGCCUUGACACUUGAAUUCUGGAAUUGCCGUAAUACUGGAGGACCAUUGCCAAUGGGAUUAGUCAAAUAUUUGCAGAAGGCUUUAUUUCGCAAAGAUGGAGGCAUUUAUGGAAGACUAAUGGGUGUGUCUUUGCUAGCUCGAAUGGCAACUUCUUCCAGUCCACUGUAUUUUACAGUAAAAGAAGCUCAUGAAGUGAUGCCUACGGAACAACCUUGUGAUUUAGCUUAUGAAUUCGGGGAUGGACUCUUAGAUCUUCAUGAUUAUCCAGAAGGUUUUCCAAUGCCCGCAAAACAUCCAUGGCCUUUCAAUGAUCAGGUAGUCAUAUAUGUUCGUCAUCUUGGGCCUGGGGUUAUGGUUGGACAGGCAUGGCAAGAGGGCAUAGCAUUGGAACAAGUACCCAAGAAGUUAUGUGGUGAAAUCCUAAUGGUGAAAGAUUAUUCCGUGUCUAGUGGAAAUGGUAGCUAGAUUCAGUAUUUUCCCGGGUUUUUCUGAUGGCAAAAAGAUCACUGCUGCAUCAGGAGAACCUUCACCAGUAGAAGCUGCUGUCUUUUUUUUUAUCAGAUUCUUCAUACCCUUGAACGUAUUGACUAUCUCGGAGUUGACUGAAGAUUAGUGAUAGUGAUGAGUGUUGGGGAAUGAAGAGCUUCAAUCAUGUUUAUAUUUGUAGAAAACAAAGCCUACUUCUAUCCUUGCAAAAAGCAAAGAUUGUGUUGUUGUUUGUAGCUUGUAACCCAUUGUAGCCAUCCAAGAACAAACUUUUAUGUAUGUUCUUUCUCCAAAGUUUCAUGGUAUAUUAUUGACAAAACUCUAAUGCUUACUGUA